UUUGGUUUCUGUUUCUACCACAAAAUCGAGUAUGGCAGAAUCAGAGGAGAAUUAUGAGAAAAACGUACAAGAAACGAACAAAGGUGAUAUUAUGAAAGAAGAAGUCGUUGAAAAAGUUGAAGAAUCUGGAAAAAUUAUCAAAAAAAUAAAAAAAGUGGUAAAACGCAAGAAACGACCGGCACGUAAACAAAUAGAAGAGAGACCGGAGUUUGAAAUGGAAGCUCCUCAGCAAGGUCAGGUGUAUAAUAUCUGGUAUAAUAAAUGGAGUGGUGGAAAUCGUGAAGACCCAUUGAAAAGUCAAAUAAAAUCUGAUACAAGAUGUAACAUUGAAACCGAUUCUGGUUACACAAAGGCUGAUAAAAUUCCUGGGUCUUAUUUUUGUCUUUAUUUUGCUAGAGGAAUGUGCUCGGAAGGAUCAAAAUGUGAAUUUUUGCAUCGUUUACCGAACGAAACAGAUUUUUUUAAUGCCAACGUAGAUUGCUUUGGAAGGGAAAAGCAUGCCGACUAUCGGGACGACAUGGGUGGUGUUGGUUCCUUUUUGCGUCAAAACCAUACACUAUAUAUUGGUGGGAUUCAACCAACAGAGGAUAUUGAAGAAGUUGUUGCUCGGCACUUUGCUGAAUGGGGAGACAUUGAACGCAUACGUGUUUUGAAUUCUCGAGGAAUUGCUUUCGUCACAUACGUGAAUGAAGCUAAUGCCCAGUUUGCAAAGGAAGCAAUGGCUCAUCAAUCUCUUGACAAUGAUGAGUGCCUCAACUGUCGAUGGGCAACAUUAGAUCCCAAUCCAGCAUCUCAAGCACGAAAUCAAAGGCGCUUAGAAGAACGUGCAGCGGAUGUUGUAAAAAAAAUACUGCCAAAGGAAUUUUUAGAAGAUCUACAAGAACAAAAGAAUGGAAAAGGAAAUCAAAAAAAACGGAAGCUGGAAUUAGAAUUUGGGCUCAAAGGUUAUGUACCUUCUGACGACUUAGUUUAUGCAGACGGAUCUUCCUCUAUCCGUAACCAAAGAUCUAUAGAAGCUUCCUCUAAACUAGUACAACAGACAGAUGAUUCCGAGGCUAAUUCCGAUGCCGUAGAGCAAACGUCUACUUCGUCCAACAAAUUUCUGAACUCCGAUGUUCUGAAGGAUCUUCGCAAAAUAUCCCAAGUCUCACAACAAAAGAGUCCAGCGCUGGUUGCUGGAUAUGAUAGCGAUGAAGAUUAAUGACUGUUUCCUGUAUAAUAAACGCUCUUAUUCAUAUUUCAGUUUCAGCCAACAUCUUAGUAGCACGAGUAAAAUGGACAACAGUUGUUAUUCUUGCAGUGUACAUUCAAACUAUCAAACAAGCUUUUGCGUCUGUCAAGCUGCAAUUCUACAAAUACUACGGAUGGAUAUUCACGUUACAACAAUCUCGUUACCUACCAAAAAAAGCUACAAUGACAUAAAUCUUAUAGACAAGAAGGGAAUCGAAAAGAAAUUUUUUUUACUAACGACACAGACCAUAAACCUUAGUAAAAAGUGGUAGGGCGGUGAGGAGCAAAAACCUUCUUGCCAGCCAAGCCGAGAGUACCAGUACGACGGUGAGGGAGAGGGAACUUCAACUUAGGAUCAAGGAGUUGCUUGACGUAGCUACGGCGAACCUCUUCCUUGUUCUCAACGGUAACAACCUUGAGGAUACGGAUGCUGCGGAAGCGAGCACGGUGACGAGCAGCCAUGUCUUGGUACAUAGCCUCGACAGCACCAACACGGGUGGUGUCGCGGAAUUCCUUGUACAUGUUGUGAGUGCCGGAACGGGAGUCGUAACGGAUCCAGAUACCGAAAACCUUGGGUUGAAGGGGCUUGGGCUCGUGAAUUUGGUUAACGGCAACAAUUUCACCAGUGGCCUUCUUGACCUUGUUAAUCAUCUUUAAGAAGUACCAGUAACGGGACUUGGCAACAGAUUCAUUAACGGCGAAUAAACGCAUGCGGAACAACUUGGGAACAGGUUCCUGUUCAGUUGGAACCUUGCGGCCAACAACUUGAUACUCCUUCAGUGCCAUUCUUGCUGACUCUGGCUAUGGACAAGUUUCGUGGUGCCAAGUUUGAAACUUCUUACCCAGUAAUUGUGACUGCUUUUUUGGUAAACCAUUUCUGGGCAUGCUACGCUACUGUACCGUAUUUAUAAAUAAAGAUGGUUUCUAUUGCGCUAUACGAUAAACAAAUACUCUAUAAACACAGUUGGGAGCAGUAGAAAAUUUCUGUUUGAGUUUGUUAGCUGAACGCCAAAUUCAAUAAUUCAAUGUUGAUCUACCAUAAGAAAUUUAUAGAAAGUAAAAUACAAAGGAACAGAAAAAGAAAAAAGACUAUAGCAUCCCGGAUUUCCAUAUCGUUUCCUACCAUAGUAGAAACCGGGUUUUCAGGCGCUCAGUUACAGCGAUUAAUAGCGCUGUGAGAUCGGGGAUCUAUUUGUAAAAUUUGUAAUAUCAAUUAAUAAAUCUAACGUUUAUAUGG
Molecule: messenger RNA, 2467 nt
Organism: Schizosaccharomyces octosporus yFS286
Lineage: Eukaryota; Fungi; Ascomycota; Schizosaccharomycetes; Schizosaccharomycetales; Schizosaccharomycetaceae
Product: RNA-binding protein Cwf2
Exons: 3
Coding region: 32-1201 (389 amino acids)
Cellular component (GO): Prp19 complex; U2-type catalytic step 2 spliceosome; U2-type catalytic step 1 spliceosome
Molecular function (GO): metal ion binding; pre-mRNA binding; U6 snRNA binding
Source: RefSeq, a predicted model, not a curated record